This is a messenger RNA of Tupaia belangeri chinensis (Chinese tree shrew), 3519 nucleotides long. RefSeq names its product transmembrane protein 132A (gene TMEM132A). The record is from RefSeq and is a predicted model, not a curated record. NCBI's taxonomy places the organism in Eukaryota, Metazoa, Chordata, Mammalia, Scandentia, Tupaiidae. Gene Ontology annotation, cellular component: endoplasmic reticulum.
AUGCACCUCGAGUGUGUUACAAGUGCCUUAAUCCGGAGCCUGCAGGGCCCCCUGCUUGCCCGUUGCCAUGCCGAAUGCAGGGAAGCGCACUGGGGCUGCUUCCUGGCAAGAAGGGAGCUGUUGCUCUCAGAAUCUCGAUUCCCCUCCAGCCACAGCAAGAGAAGCCUGCUGCUUCACUGCAGAGUUCCCUACUCCAAGGUUCUUAACCCAGCCCAUGACUGGUUCCUGCAGGAGGGUCCCAAGCAUGGCUCUUUACAACUGAUCCGGCACGCGGCAGCGGCCCCCCGGGCGUCCUACGGUCCUUGGCUCUGCCUCCUGGUGGCCCUCGCCCUGGACGUCGUGAGAGUGGACUGUGACAAGGACCCCCUGGACCCUGUCUACCUGCCAGCAGCCCUAGAGCUCCUGGAUGGCCCUGAGCAUUUCCGUGUGCAGCAGGUGGGCCGUUACCCUCCUGCCAACUCCUCUCUGGGCUCCCGAUCUGAGACCUUUCUGCUCCUGCAGCCCUGGCCUAGGGCCCAGCCACUUCUUCGGGCCUCCUACCCGCCCUUUGCCACCCAGCAGGUGGUGCCUCCUCGGAUCACCAAGCCCCACCAGCGGCCAGUCCCAUGGGACGUGCGGGCUGUUUCAGUGGAAGCGUCCGUGAGUCCAGCAGAGCCCCAUGCUCGUGUCCUCUUCCACCUCAAAGGGCAGGAUUGGCCACCAGGGCCUGGCUCCUUGCCCUGUGCCCGGCUGCACGCCACACACCCUGCAGGCACUGCUCACCAGGCCUGCCGCUUCCAGCCAUCGCUGGGUGCCUGCGUGGUGGAGCUGGAGUUCCCUUCGCACUGGUUCUCUCAGGGUUCUACCACACGGGCCGAGCUGGCCUACACACUGGAGCCUGCAGCAGAAGGCCCUGGGGGCUGCGGGUCCGGCAGUGAGGAGGCCCCCAGAGAACAGGCCCUCCCAGUGGGUGGUGUGGAGCUGCGCCCUGCAGACCCCCCACAGUACCAGGAGGUACCUCUGGAUGAGGCGGUGACUCUGCGCGUGCCCGAUGUGCCAGUGCGGCCCGGCCAGCUCUUCAGUGCCACCCUCCUGCUUCGGCACAACUUCACGGCCAGCCUCUUGACCCUGCGGAUCAAGGUGAAGAAGGGGCUGCAUGUGACAGCUGCCCGCCCAGUCCAGCCCACCCUCUGGACUGCCAAGCUGGACCGCUUCAAGGGCUCCAAGCACCAUACCACCCUCAUCACCUGCCACCGUGCUGGACUCGCAGAGCCAGACACCAGUCCCCUUGAACUGUCUGAGUUCCUGUGGGUGGACUUUGUGGUGGAGAAUGGCACUGGUGGGGGUGUGGCCGUCACUCGCCCUGUCACGUGGCAGCUGGAAUACCCAGGCCAGGCCCCCGAAGCAGAGAAGGACAAAAUGGUAUGGGAAAUCCUGGUGUCAGAGCGAGACAUAAGAGCCCUCAUCCCCCUGGCUAAGGCUGAGGAGCUGGUGAACACAGCGCCGUUGACAGGAGUGCCUCAGCGUGUCCCUGUGCGCCUUGUCACCGUGGAUGGUGGUGGGGGCCUGGUGGAAGUGACAGAGCACAUUGGCUGCGAAUCGGCCAACACACAGGUCCUGCAGGUAUCUGAAGCCUGUGAUGCUGUGUUUGUGGCUGGCAAGGAGAGCCGGGGUGCUCAGGGGGUGCGUGUGGACUUCUGGUGGCGCCGGUUGCGGGCCUCCUUGCGGCUGACAGUGUGGGCGCCGCUGUUGCCCCUGCACAUUGAGCUGACUGACACCACCCUGGAGCAGGUCCGUGGCUGGAGGGUACCUGGCCCAGCUGAAGGGGUAGUGGAGUCAGAGGCCGCCACUGCAGAGGAGACCGAGCGGCGCGCUCGUAGCUGCCGCCUGCAGUACCAGCGCGCCGGGGUACGCUUCCUCGUUCCCUUCGUGGCCCACCCGCUGGACGGUGGCCGCCGUCUCACCUACCUGCUUGGCUCUGACUGGCUGCUGGACGUGUCCCACCUCGUGGCACCGCACGCCCGUGUGCAGGACCCGCGCGUAGCCUCGCUGGAGGGUGGCCGCAUCCUGGUGGGCCUGGAACCUGGUGUCACCUCCAUCGAGGUGCGCUCCCCACUGUCUGACUCCAUUCUGGGAGAGCAGGCACUGGCUGUGACGGAUGACAAGGUCUCGGUGCUGGAGCUGCAAGUGCAGCCGGUGAUGGGCAUUUCGCUGGCCCUGAGCCGGGGCACUGCCCACCCUGGGGAGAUCACUGCCACAUGCUGGGCACAGUCAGCCCUUCCCGCCCCAAAGCAGGAAGUGGCCCUCUCCCUAUGGCUGUCCUUUUCCGACCACACCUUGGCCCCUGCUGAGCUCUACGACCACCGUGACCUGGGACUGUCCGUCUCAGCCGAGGAGCCCAGUGCUGUCCUGCCAGCCGAGGAGCAGGGUGCCCGGCUUGGGGUGGUGGUGAGCCACCGUGUGCCCCUGCCCUCUGGCACUGCCUGGCUGGGGCUGCCCCCGGCCCCCACCCCGGCUCCUCCUCUCCCCUCCAGUCCUGCUCGGAGCCUGCCAGCCACAGACUCCAGCAUGGCUGGUGAGCGGCGGGCAGCAGGUGGUACGAGGGGCAGCGUGGGUGUGAGGGGCAAGUUUGAGCGGGCAGAGGAGGAGACCGAGAAGGAGGAGGCUGAAGCCAGGGAGGAGGAGGAGGAAGAGGAGGAGAUGGUCCCGGCCCCUCAGCGAGUCACGGAUCUGGAGCUGGGCAUGUACGCCCUGCUGGGAAUCUUCUGUCUGGCCAUCUUCAUCUUCCUGGUCAAUGGCGUGGUCUUCGUGCUGCGCUACCAGCGCAAAGAGCCUCCUGACAGCGCCACCGACCCAGCCUCCCCCCAGCCCCACAACUGGGUCUGGCUGGGCACUGACCAGGAGGAACUGAGCCGCCAGCUGGACCGGCGGUCUCCUAGUCCGCCCAAAGGGGAGGGGGCGUGCCCCUGUGAGAGUGGUGGGGGAGGGGAGGCCCCCACUCUGGCCCCUGGCCCUCCUGGGGGCACCACCAGCUCCUCCAGCACCCUGGCCCGAAAGGAAGCCGGAGGGCGGCGGAAGCGUGUCGAGUUUGUGACAUUUGCACCAGUCCCUCCAGCCCAGCCGCCUGAGGAGCCUGUAGGGGCCCCCGCGGUGCAGUCCAUCCUGGUGGCAGGCGAGGAGGACAUCCGCUGGGUGUGUGAGGACAUGGGGCUGAAGGACCCCGAGGAGCUUCGUAACUACAUGGAGAGGAUUCGGGGCAGCUCCUGACCUGGCCGGCCCAGCCUGCCUGGCCCAGCAUGGCAGCCACCAGCCUGGACAGCGGGAGGGGGGUGCCCACAGGGCCUCUAGCCUGCCCUUCCCGCACAUCCUUUGGUGGCUGUUGAUCCAAGUCCCCUGCCUGGACCCCUGCAAGGCCCCAUCCAGGUGCCCUCUGCCCUGCCCUUGUCAUGGACCAUGGUUGUGAGGAAGGGCUUCUGCCCCUUAUUUAUGGGAACCAUUUCAUUCUAACGUCGGGUACAGAAUAAACAGAAGGAAACCAGA